Messenger RNA from Betta splendens (Siamese fighting fish), 2919 nucleotides. RefSeq names its product caspase 3, apoptosis-related cysteine peptidase b (gene casp3b). Gene Ontology annotation, cellular component: cytoplasm. Lineage: Eukaryota; Metazoa; Chordata; Actinopteri; Anabantiformes; Osphronemidae. The transcript has 6 exons. Bases 1169 to 1891 code for a protein of 240 amino acids. Gene Ontology annotation, biological process: positive regulation of apoptotic process; keratinocyte differentiation; erythrocyte differentiation. The record is from RefSeq and is a predicted model, not a curated record.
AAUGUGUGUUCAUUGUAAAUCUUUGCUACGUUUUUGUUUGUCGUUAACUCGUGCUUUUAUGUGUUAACAGCGGGUGCUUAGUAAAGCCCUCCGUGACGUUAAGUGAGUUGUUUCUAGAAACGGAUCCGUUUGGUGCUAAAGCUACAGGUUCAUAGCCUAAUGUAACUUCAAUGAAGUCAGUUUGUGGUUAACGUCUCGUUUGAUUAGUGGGUAGCAUCGUAAGCUAACUAAUGAUUCAAGCACUCACUUCGUUGUAACCAUUGUGUCACUGACAGUGUAAUAAAACGCUGUAUACUUAGUAUUCUGACUGAAUGCUGUGCUUGCUUGCGUUUCCAGUGUAACAGGUUUUAUUGCUGUGGGCCCCACUUUGGUUGCUCUAAAACCCAACCUCGGUAAUGGGACGCGAUGCUUUUUCAGGAAAUAGUCCGGGUUUGUGGUUGUGCUGGUUUGUCUUUGGUGGCAGAAUGAUCUAAUUCAUCUUUAAAGAAAGUCCUGCUUCCCCACAGCUGAUACCCAACAAACCACAUUGUUCAUUUUUAGGGAACCUGUUUUACUGUAAUAGUAAUGUUACAGGGGAUCACUGCCACAAUGCCAUUUUCGGCACUAACUAAUAUUAAAAUCAGUGCAGUGCAUAUACAGUGUGUGGUCAGACUUAGGACCCUCCAGUCCUAAUCGUAUGGGGGCAGGGACGUGCACAGGGGGGGUGCUCGAGCCACGUACUUACCCUCAGUCCGAAGUGUCCUCAGAGAAGGCGAGUGUUUUCUUUCUUACUCCACUCCGGGUUUUACCGGUCUUUGCAUUUUUUUUAUUAUUCUUACAGAAAAUUAAUCGACUUCUAUGUAUAUUAUUUGGAUAUUCUGUAACUGCCCUUUUUUGUUUCAGGCCACUGCCUUAAAAAUGUCUGUGCACGAUCCUGCCCUGGGGGUCACAAAGCAUUAGCAGCUGUUUCAUAUUCCCUCUUUUGCCUUUGAAGUGUCUGUUUUUUUAUUUACCUUCUCAGUUGUGUUCAGGUCUGUGAGAACAUGGCUGAGCUUGGUGAUGGUGACAAGCCGAGUGGUGAGGAUGUCAUAGAUGCAGCUGGAUUUAAACAGAGAUUAUAGCAUCUACAAGCAUUAAUAAACCUGCUGAGAAAACUAAAGCAGCAUGCUCCGAGUCUUACCAAUACAAGAUGGACUACAGCUGCAUUGGAACCUGUGUGAUUAUCAAUAAUAAGAACUUCCACAAGAAUACUCAGAUGAAGGAACGUAAUGGGACUGAUCUUGAUGCUGCUAAUGCAUCGGCGACCUUCUCUAAACUUGGUUACAAAACUAAAGUGUACAAUGACCUGACUGUGACACAGAUGAAACAAGUUCUAUCAGAUGUAUCCAAGGAGGACCACAGUCACAGUGCAUCAUUUGUGUGCGUGUUGCUGUCUCAUGGAGAUGAAGGCGUCAUAUAUGGCACAGAUGACUCGGAAAAGCUCGAAAAGCUGACGGUUUAUUUUAAAGGCAACAACUGCAGGAGUCUGGUGGGAAAACCAAAGCUCUUCUUCAUACAGGCGUGUCGCGGUUCUGAACUGGAUGGAGGAAUUGAGAUGGACUGUGUUAAGCAGCAAACAGAGAAGAUUCCUGUGGAGGCAGAUUUCUUGUAUGCUUAUUCCACUGCUCCAGGCUACUACGCAUGGAGGAACGUGACCAACGGUUCCUGGUUCAUGCAGUCACUGUGUGACAUGCUGCUUCGUCACAGUAAACAUCUGGAGCUGAUGCAGAUCAUGACUCGAGUCAACUACAUGGUGACGCGCUACUUUGAGUCUAACUCCAAUAUAGCUGGAUUUGAUGGCAAGAAGCAGAUCCCCUGCAUUGUAUCCAUGUUGACCAAAGACUUCUACUUUCCAGGAUAUGUGAAACCCUAAAUAAAGCUACGCAUCACUGUCCGAAUACCGAAACCAAAGAAUUCUGGAACAUUUUCUGAGGCUAUCCACUUCUGUCAUAACUGUGUAUUAGUUUGAAUAAAAUAUUAGUUUUGUUAGACAGGAAUCUCUGUCAAGCAAACCAUUAAUAUUAAGUUAAUGGUUUGCUUUUUCUUCUGAGAGAGCAACACACCAUGUGUAAGAUGUGUAAGACUUUGGCACAGGGGGAGCAGCACUGGUGCCAAACUAGCCUCUUCCCUCCUCCUACUUGUCCAAAAGGCACAGUUUGAAAAUUUACCAGAGGCCUCAGCAACAAGGUUGAUACAGGCUUAUCUGAGAGCCGAAAGGAAUGUUUGAACUAAAGUUUCAAAUACACAAAAUGGGAAAUAAUAGCUUUACAGAUUUAUUUAUCAAAUUUGAAUCAAUUGUAAUCGUACUAUUUACCCUAUCGUUUAAGUUGAGCAGCUUACGGUACCUGCUCUGUGUGCUCUUUGCCACCAUGCGCUUUCAAUCUGACAGUGUUACACUGUGUCAGCCAGUAAGAAACAAGUUAAGUCCUAUCUGAUUUGCUGCAGGUCUCCAUGACCAGUUACUAGCAGGGUUAUAAGCAGGAAAGAACAGGGAGGCGCAUGCUUUCUCUUCAAAAUGUAUAAUUUAUAUGUCAGCAAAGGAAUUCUUUUCAUACAAACUCGGGAAUUCAAUUCAAAUACAAGUUUUGACUUUUCUGUGGGCUGAAAACAUAAAAAAGCAAAGCAAACUUAAAUGUGCUAUUUCUAAACCACUUCCCCACCAGAGAAAAAGAGUUGUCCACUGUGUACAAGUCUGGUGAAAAGUCUGGUAAAAAAAAACAUUGGUCACAAUUCCUGCAUAAUUUUCCUGUUUUAAUGACUGAUUCACAGUUUGACAGAAUAUUAUUGUAAGUCUGUGCUUGCAUAUCAACGCGCAGCCAUUACUCCAUUUACGUAUACAGUACCUGCGCUUUAUCAAAGCACAAAUAAAUACGGGUUGUCAUCGUCUUGCUUGCAAGAUCA